Molecule: messenger RNA, 1934 nt
Organism: Cavia porcellus (domestic guinea pig)
Lineage: Eukaryota; Metazoa; Chordata; Mammalia; Rodentia; Caviidae
Gene: Zcchc7
Product: zinc finger CCHC-type containing 7
Exons: 9
Coding region: 210-1838 (542 amino acids)
Biological process (GO): nuclear polyadenylation-dependent snRNA catabolic process; nuclear mRNA surveillance of mRNA 3'-end processing; TRAMP-dependent tRNA surveillance pathway
Cellular component (GO): TRAMP complex
Molecular function (GO): zinc ion binding; RNA binding
Source: RefSeq, a predicted model, not a curated record
CACCGAGAUUCUGUUACCCCUCACGUCCUUCAGCCGACUGAUGGCUUAAGCUUGGGGGAGAUGCUGCUGGUAUUUGGAAAAACUGUCUUGGAGUCCACCAAGUGUGCACCACUGAGUAGCUGGUGCCUGCAUCUCUCUCCUUUAGGCUGAAUUCACAGUUAUUUCAGAUUUCAGGAUUGAAUUAGAAUUGAGGUCCCUGACUUUCCAUAAUGUUUGGUGGCUAUGAGACCAUAGAAGCAUAUGAAGAUGACCUUUAUCGUGAGGAAUCAUCUAGUGAACUGAGUGUUGAUAGUGAGGUGGAAUUUCAACUCUACAGCCAAGUUCAUUAUGCCCAGGAUCUCAGUAAUGCUAUCAGGGAGGAAGGUCUUGAAGAAAAGAACUCUGGGAAUUCUGAGUUGAAUACUGAAGUACAUCAGAACUUAAUUGUCCUUUCAGAUAGUGAAGUCAUACAGCUAUCAGAUGAAUCAGAUGUCAUCACUUUGUCUGAUGAAGAUAGUAUUUAUAGAUGUAAAAGAAAGAACAUUAGAGUCCAAACACAGAAAAAGACCAGAGGUCCUCCUGCUUCUCCUUAUUCUGAUGAGUUGGCCGAUCAGAAAUGCAAACAGGAAAUUGAGAAGCCUAAACCUGAAGAAAGAUCAGGUGUGACCCAAGAAGUCAUGGUUAUAGAGGUCAGUUCAAGUGAAGAGGAAGAAAGCAUCACUUCUGAAAGUGAAAACGUGGAAAGCUGGAUGCUACUGGGGUGUGAAGUAGAUGAGAAAGAUGAUGAUAUCCUUCUCAACCUUGUGGGAUGUGAAAGCUCUGUUACUGAAGGAGAAGAUGAUGUACACUGGUUCAUCAGUGACAAAGAUGUGGAGGCCCAGAUAGGUAAUAACAGAUCAUCUGGAAGAUGGACCCGUCGAUACUAUUCAGCUGACAAAAACGUUACCUGUAGGAAUUGUGAUAAAUGUGGUCAUCUAUCAAAAAAUUGCCCCUUACCACAAAAAGUCCGUGCCUGCUGCCUCUGCUCUGAGAGAGGACACCUCCAGUAUUCCUGUCCGGCCCGCUUUUGCUUAGACUGUUCUUUGCCAAUGUCUUCCACUCACAGAUGUCUUGAAAGAUCUUCCUGGAGAAAACGAUGUGACCGAUGUGAUAUGAUAGGCCACUAUGCUGAUGCUUGCCCAGAAAUCUGGAGGCAGUAUCACCUAACGACCAAACCUGGACCACCCAAAAAGCCGAAGACUCCUUCUGGACAAUCAGCCUUUGUGUAUUGCUACAACUGUGCACAAAAAGGCCAUUAUGGACAUGAAUGUACAGAAAGGCGAAUGUUUAACCAGACAUUUCCAACAUCUCCAUUCAUCUACUACUAUGAUGACAAAUACGAAAUUCGGGAGAGGGAUCAGAGAAUAAAACGAAAAGUAAAAGAACUCAAGAAAAAUGGGGAUUUUCCAAGGCAGUUCAAAAGAUCAUAUAUGGAAGCAGCAGAUAAGAGACCCCACAAUGACAAGAGGAAGAGCUAUGCCUCCCAGGAAAACUACAGGUGGCAUCAAGGAGAUAAAGAAGCUCAGAGAGAAAUGAUGAGCAGGAGUAGGGACCCAGAGAAGCACAGGAAGGUUGGCAGGCAUUGGGAAGCGAAUGAGGACUUUCCUAGAGGCCCAGACACUCAUUUUCCCAGCGGUUUUAAAUCCCGGAAGCCUCACAAGUCCUUUCAUCACUCAUCACAUCACCAUAAGCCAAAAGAAGACAAGCUUCCCAGGGAUGGCAAGCGGAACAGGCAGAAGAAAAAGGGAAGAUAUGUGGAAGAUGACAGCAAUGAUAACUUAUUUCUUAUCAAGCAAAGGAAAAAAAAAUCAAAGCUGUGAUACAGCUUCUGAAUUCACUUCAUUUCUGUAACAUUCUAGCAACAUUUUUAUUACCUAUAAUUGAAUAAAGGGAAGUUGCUUGUUUUGAUUGUUAAA